Mya arenaria is the source of this 2337-nucleotide messenger RNA. Its product is annotated as metabotropic glutamate receptor 3-like. The transcript has 8 exons. Gene Ontology annotation, cellular component: membrane. The record is from RefSeq and is a predicted model, not a curated record. Gene Ontology annotation, molecular function: adenylate cyclase inhibiting G protein-coupled glutamate receptor activity. The coding region runs from base 1 to 2337 and encodes 778 amino acids. Lineage: Eukaryota; Metazoa; Mollusca; Bivalvia; Myida; Myidae. Gene Ontology annotation, biological process: G protein-coupled receptor signaling pathway.
AUGGAUGCUUCUGGGUACUCUAACAGCCCCGUCGUCAUGUUGUCGGAAUCGGCAUCAAUGCAGAUGACCGUGUUCAGGCGCGCAGACGGCACGCUCAUAGGGCGAUCCCGGGGUACCAUUUCCGUAGCGCCGCCCUACAUACCUGUAGAGGAGUUUCUACAACACUGGCGUGCAAUAUUUACAAACACGACCGUCUUUCAACAGCGCAGCGCCAUCAAUCCCUGGUUGGAUGAUGUAUAUUAUGAGGUCACCGAAUGCGAUACAAAGGAUUGUACCAUCAAUAAUAUGGAGGCUAUUCUAUACAACGCUACAUUUAGGGACUACUUCGAUGAUUUAUACACAUUGUACGCCAUAGCAGGCGCGCACUUAAUCGUGAAAGCAGCUAGGAAUCAGCCUGCGAGCCUGCUCAGUGUGCCCGCGAUUUCACUAUCUGCCGAAAUGGAAAUAGACGAUGACAACAAAAAGUACGAGUUGUACAACUUGCAAGCCGGGGAAACGCUUGUUAAGGUCGGUGACUUCACCAGCGAUCGGCUAAUUUUAGAUACAAGUCUCAUCCGUGACUACAACUGGGAUAUCGAGUUAAUGUGGCCGCAGCUACGUAAGGCAGUUUAUCCCUCUGGUCACGAUUGUGAUGAGUGUUACUCUAUUUCCAAUCUUCAAGAACGCUAUAUUGUCGACGAAAGGGACGCGUAUAUUGUCGGAAUUAAUCCCAUUUUAAAAUCAGACGGAGAAACCGGGUGUGGUGAGAUUUCUACGACAAACACUUAUGCUGUUGCUGAUGCGAUUCGGUUUGCAGCCAACCAGAUCAAUAAGAGCAAUUUGUACUUUUCACAUUUAAACAUCGGUGUAAUUGUGUUGUGUACGUGCAAUAACCCUAUAGUGGUGCAAAGAAAGAUUUACGAAUUGGUCAAAGAAGGUGUGAUGUUACGAGAUGGAACAAGACUAAACGUAAAGGACAAAAUCAUUGGAUUUAUUGGUGAUGUUGGAAGUACCAUCAGUAUUUCCGUUGCCGAGGUUCUUUCCCGUCUCAAAUACGUACAAAUCAGUUACGCAUCAACUAGUCCCGCCCUCAGUGACAGAAGCAAAUAUCUAUAUUUUAUGCGUACAGUAACACCUGACGACGCUCAAGCUAAGGCAAUGGUCGCUUUGCUACACGAUCUCGGAGCGGACUAUAUACAAGUCAUUUUCAGCGCGGGAGCCGCGACGACUGUCAUAGUUUUCUUACGAUCUCACAUGGUGCAGCCUCUGAUGGUCGAACUGCAGAAGAGAGUGAAACCGGGCGAAUUUAUGUUUAUUGGCUCCGAAGCGUGGUCAAAGAAUACCCAGAUACUAGACGAAGAUGAUAAACAAAUCAUGCUUGGGUCUUUUACUCUUGUUCUUGAAAUCAAUCCCGCCAGUCUGCUUGUGGAACACACGAAAAGUUUUGACCCAAAGCCACUUGACGAAAACCCCUGGGUCACGUUAUAUUUACAAGAGAAACUUGGCUGCUAUUUUAACACAAGUUUUAGAAAGACCUACGCAAAUGUAUGCGCUUUGGCUGAUCCACUGAACAAACCAAAUUUUGUUCUGGAUACUUGGUCUACCUCAGCGUUUGUAGCAACUCGUGCAAUGCUCAUGGGAGGUCACCAACACCAUAUUAACACCUGUGGCACUGAGUCUACGUCAUUGUGUCCGCAGUUUAGUAGUCCCCGAGAGAUAGACAACCUUGUCCAGCAAAUCCGGUCUGUCGAGCUUGACCUUGAGGGUAAGGGUGAUGACGUCAAAGUUUUCACUACGAAUGGGGACGGCAACGUCGGGUACCGUAUCUACAACGUCAUUCAAGAUGCAGGAGACAGGUCAAGAUUAGAGUAUAAAGAGGUUGGUCAGUACCCGCUCGAAGGGAGCUUUACUUUCAACCUGAACAACGCUCAUGUGUCACGGGAGGCUGUUUCCAUCUGUCCAAACAUACAGACAUGCAAAGGAUGUACGAAUGAAGUCACUACAGUACAUCCACAACCAAAAAGUGAGGCAAAUGUUGGAAUGAUAGCCAUCGGGUUAUUUGGAGUGGCGAUGAUCGCCGUUAUCGUUCUUGUUGUUGUAAUUUUCAUGGUGCGACGAGCUCAUAUCAAAGACAAAGACACGAUCUACUUACACCCAACGACAUCUGAAAGAGACCACACUCAAUCACAUGUGUAUCAACGGGAUAUGCAUUUCAUGCAAGUGCGCCUGGAAGCUGUAGGAAAGUCCCCGGAAACAACCCCGCCACCAUCCCACUGUAAAAAUAGUGGUGUUUUUCAUGACAUAAACUUACACGAAGAUAAUAACAAGACAGAUACGACCCAGAUAUCCAAUAUGUGA